Messenger RNA from Cetraspora pellucida, 279 nucleotides. NCBI's taxonomy places the organism in Eukaryota, Fungi, Glomeromycota, Glomeromycetes, Diversisporales, Gigasporaceae. The record is from the annotation of a GenBank genome assembly.
AUGAAAAGGAAUACUUAUCUUAAUAAAGAAAUUCUAUCACCCCAUAUAUCAAGAAGUCUCCUGGAUGGUAAGAAGUCUCAAAAAAGUGUAGAAAAGAAGACAUUGUAUUUGAACAAUAAUAGAAGAAGAAAUAGGAUAGUUAGUAAAGAUCUGAGUGUAAAAGAAACUGUAGUAGUUAAGAAAUUAACAAAUGAAGACAAAGCAGAAGAAGUUGAUAAUAAAUAUAAAGAAGAAGAAUUAGAGAAAUCAGUUUAUAUACUAUCUGAAUUUGAUAAAUAG